Bipolaris maydis ATCC 48331 is the source of this 1032-nucleotide messenger RNA. RefSeq names its product high mobility group box-domain-containing protein. NCBI's taxonomy places the organism in Eukaryota, Fungi, Ascomycota, Dothideomycetes, Pleosporales, Pleosporaceae. The record is from RefSeq and is a predicted model, not a curated record. Gene Ontology annotation, molecular function: RNA polymerase II cis-regulatory region sequence-specific DNA binding; DNA-binding transcription factor activity, RNA polymerase II-specific. Gene Ontology annotation, biological process: regulation of DNA-templated transcription; anatomical structure morphogenesis; cell differentiation.
AUGGAUUCUACAGUCUACUCUACUCCUCCUACAAACAGCAUCUCACUCGCUGAGGCAAUCAAAAUUGCAGAAGCACGUUUUGAAGCUGCGGUUCAAGGCUGCAAGGAUGACUGGCAUAACGGCAAUGAUCUGGUCAUUCUCCAAGACAACAUUCCACAGCUCUUUGGGGGUAUCCUGGUAGAGCAUUUUAAACGCUGUGUGGGCGAAGUUUGUGGGUUUCCCGUCGAACUCACUGUUAUGGAUGGCGGAGACAACUACCAUACUUUGGUACAGAUGCCGAAGAACAACAUGCGCUCACCUCAAGUUGUAUCAAGCCCCCAAUCAGCCCAGACAUCGCCUUCUGAGCAAACCUCAAUUAACCUGAAAGCCGUUGCUGCUGGCCUGAAAAAGGCUCCCCGCCCGAUGAACUGUUGGAUUAUUUUCCGAGAUGCAAUGCACAAGCAUCUAAAGGCCGAAUUCCCACACCUCACUAUUCAAGAGAUCUCUACGCGUUGCUCUCACAUUUGGCACAACCUCUCUCCUGAAGCCAAAAAGCCCUGGCAGGACGCUGCCCAAUCUGCAAAAGAAGAACACCUCCGCCAGCACCCCAAUUACAAGUACACUCCAAGGAAGCCUGGCGAGAAGAAAAAACGUCAAUCACGCAAGUCGAAGCGAGCUGCAGCCAUGACCACGGCUCCAGAAGUGCUCCAAUUCCAGCUGUCCCCCAAGUUAAUCCCGACAGUACCUGAGGUUACGGACGAGCCACCGCUUGCUGCAAACCCUGUCACUGCUAAUGGAAAUAACGCCUGUCCUGAAGAUGUCUCAAACUGCUUCGAUCCCAAUGUCUUCCCAGAGAUAUAUCCGGAGGCUCCUAUGGCUGCCGACUUUUUCUACAACGCUGAGUCAAUCCGCCAUAGCCUACUCGAUACGGAGUUCGAUAUUGACUUCAACAUGGAUACUACUUUCGCCUUAUUCGAUGAUGAGAUGCUUGCCUUUCGCGAUGGCGCAGACGGAGAUGCAACUUUGCCGUCCUUGUUCGAAGACACCUACUAA